Molecule: messenger RNA, 758 nt
Organism: Eurypyga helias (sunbittern)
Lineage: Eukaryota; Metazoa; Chordata; Aves; Eurypygiformes; Eurypygidae
Product: transmembrane emp24 domain-containing protein 7-like
Exons: 3
Coding region: 1-585 (194 amino acids)
Biological process (GO): endoplasmic reticulum to Golgi vesicle-mediated transport; intracellular protein transport; Golgi organization
Cellular component (GO): endoplasmic reticulum; endoplasmic reticulum-Golgi intermediate compartment; COPII-coated ER to Golgi transport vesicle
Source: RefSeq, a predicted model, not a curated record
AUGUGUAACACUGCAACAAAAAUUGCUCUCAAACAGUUUGAAAAUAUUGUUGGCAUUACAUAUGCCAAAGCUGAGACAAUUACUUGGUGUUUUUGUUCUCAGGUGAUCACUGGCGGUCAUUAUGAUGUUGACUGUCGGUUGGAAGAUCCCGAUGGCAUUGUGUUGUACAAAGAGAUGAAGAAACAGUAUGACAGCUUCACGUUUACUGCCUCCAGGAAUGGAACAUACAAAUUCUGCUUCAGCAAUGAAUUCUCUACUUUCACACACAAAACUGUGUACUUUGAUUUCCAAGUCGGAGAGGAUCCGCCGCUGUUUCCUAGUGAGAACAGAGUAACUGCACUUACCCAGAUGGAGUCUGCCUGCGUUUCAAUCCACGAAGCUUUGAAGUCCGUCAUCGAUUAUCAGACUCACUUCCGCUUGAGGGAAGCUCAGGGCCGCAGCAGAGCAGAGGAUUUAAACACGAGGGUGGCCUACUGGUCCAUAGGGGAAGCAAUCAUUCUUCUGGUUGUUAGUAUCGGGCAGGUUUUUCUCCUCAAAAGCUUCUUCUCGGAUAAAAGAACCACAACAACCCGUGUUGGAUCGUAACUGGUAGUGGUAAUGCUUCAGGUCAUUGUGUGCUACUCAUUGGUAAAAAUUAACUGUUCUCCAAUUAAUGGUAGGUACAAACGAUCUGAAUAUACACAGCAUUCAAAUGUGUCUACUCGUCAUCCCUUAAAAAUCACAAAACAGAUCAAAAAAAGUUACGAAAGGGACGCCUG